CUUCACACAGUGUUCGACAUGGAGAGGUCCGUUAAACUGGCUUUAGUAAUUGUAGCUAUUUCCAUGCUGGUUUCUUGCAACCCAACCGAAGCAUGGUACAAGCAAGUUUCCGGCCCAAGCUACUACUCGGUGGGCAGAGCAUCGGGUUUGCUGUCGGGGAUCCGGAGAUCACCAUAUGUUAGGAGGUCCGAGACCGAUUCGGUGGCGGACAGCGGAGAGUCUACGGUGAACAGCAUCCUCUCGGAACCGAGCAGUCGACUGAAUUCGGUCCUUAAAUCUAUGGCUAUUUGUAUCAAAGAUAUCACACCGAAUCUGCAGAGCUGCGAACUUGUUCAGGAUGGCUCAAGGUUAUUUCAAUGUAAAGCAGACGUGUUCGUAUCGCUCGACUCAUUGGACUGUGUGGAAGCAUGAUCAGCACCACGAACGUGGAUGGACUGAUAAUGUUCGAUGGAACCGAAUGUUUCUUAUUUUCACAAAUAUGGCACAAAUGUUGUGUGAAUGUCUGUUUUAGCAUACUGCCAUGCGCAGUCUGACUACCACUUCCCCUAACGGGUAAUAGCCAAUUUGUCUGUUAAAUCAUAUU
Messenger RNA from Oncorhynchus nerka (sockeye salmon), 583 nucleotides. RefSeq names its product neuropeptide B-like. Gene Ontology annotation, biological process: G protein-coupled receptor signaling pathway; feeding behavior. The record is from RefSeq and is a predicted model, not a curated record. NCBI's taxonomy places the organism in Eukaryota, Metazoa, Chordata, Actinopteri, Salmoniformes, Salmonidae. Gene Ontology annotation, molecular function: G protein-coupled receptor binding. The coding region runs from base 19 to 411 and encodes 130 amino acids. The transcript is spliced from 2 exons.